CGGAGUAUGAAACUCCCGGCAUGUUCUCAGGGCGGAGGAUCAUACUGCGCAGACCUUGCGAUCUCGCCACCGAACUUGAUAAUGAAUGCUCCCUGACGACUACCGAUUUUACUCCGUUACGACAUGUCAUGGUGCAUUGGGCGAGGGCUGCCGUGGCUGUACAUAGUAGCGGCGACCAUAGCCUUCGGACAUCAUAGUGGCCCAGAGUAGGGCGAUUGGAGCCUCUCUCACAACACACAAUGGUGAUCUCGCUACAUUUCGCUGUUGCAACGAGACCUACAAGUGGGAUUUGGGCUUUCGCAAUGUCGUCGAGUGUGCAAGACGUUCAGGCAGGAGUCUCGAAGAUGAGCACUAUGAUUCUGGCCCACACAACGCAAGAGAGGCCCCUCGUUAGACCAUCGAGGAGACUGGAAUCGCACUGGAACCUUUCGUUGUUUUCUAGCGGGUUGGCAAGUGGUGGAACAUUACAGCACAGAAAGAAGCCAAGAGAUAUGCUCACUGUAGCCAAGAGAGAUUGCAUGAACCUUGCAAAGUUUAAAUCUCUGAUUAGUUGACGUUGACGAACUAUGCUUCCUUACCUAUUCUC
Messenger RNA from Aspergillus aculeatinus CBS 121060, 586 nucleotides. RefSeq lists its product as uncharacterized. Lineage: Eukaryota; Fungi; Ascomycota; Eurotiomycetes; Eurotiales; Aspergillaceae. The transcript has a single exon. The record is from RefSeq and is a predicted model, not a curated record. Bases 240 to 554 code for a protein of 104 amino acids.